CACAUAAAAAAUUACACAAGAAAACAAUAACAGUACAUACAAUAGUAUUUCAGGUUAUUGUCCUGAACUGGGUUUAAAUUAUCGGCAACAUCUGAUACUUAUGAAACCAUUAUAUAUGCCGCUUUGUGGUUCACAAGACCCUUACCGAAGCAGCAAUGGGGACUAUAUAUAAAUCGGCGGCCGGGAGAGUACUGAAUACGGUAGAGUAGCAGAGCGGAGUGGAGAAUAGUGCAGUCAAGUGCAGCAAAGGUAAAUAAAUUAGUGCAUUUCUUUUUGU
Acanthoscelides obtectus is the source of this 277-nucleotide messenger RNA. The record is from the annotation of a GenBank genome assembly. NCBI's taxonomy places the organism in Eukaryota, Metazoa, Arthropoda, Insecta, Coleoptera, Chrysomelidae.